AAUACAUUAUUUUAACCAUGGAUAAUGAAACUCAAAAAUUAGGUUCGGAUAAGGCAAUUAAUGACAUAUUAGAUAUUAAGGAACAACAAAUGAAGCGUAUAUGUAUAGUUGGAUCUUUAGUUGACGAUCAAAACACUCGAAAAGUCGCUGAAUCCUUUAAUGUGCCGAUUAUUACUUCUGAAACUGGACUUGAGUAUUUAACAGACAACAAAAUAGUCACUUACUUUAUUUUAGAGGACUUUGAAGGACCAAUUUUCGAAACAAUCUCAAAGUCGAAGCAUAAAAUAUUAGGACCGCUGGCACUUGUUGAAUGUGAGAAAAAUGGAUGUGAAUUGCCGACCCACAAUAGACCAGUAUUUAAUUAUAGCAUGAAAGGAGUUGUGGCUGCAUUUUCAGGCGUCAGAAAACGAGAUGAGCUAACGGAAUUAGUUCAUCUUAUACAUUUUAUGGGAGGAUCAAUUAGGAAGGAAAUGAAUCAUCGUGCAACUCACUUGAUUUGUCCACAAGCUUUCGGUGAUAAAUACAGAUAUGCAUUAACAUUUAGAUUGAAUGUAGUAAGACCGUCAUGGGUAUCUGAUGCUUGGAUUAAACGUCAUGAAGUUGGAUUUUCAGCUAGAGCUGAGAAAUUCGCUAUUGAUCAUCGAUUAAAGAUCUUUGAGAAUUGUCGAGUUGCUUUUAUUGGAUUUCCAGAACACGAGAGAGUAAAUAUGUCCAAUUUAUUGCGAUCAUACAAUGGAGUUGAAACAACGAGUGACGACGACACGUGUACACAUAAAAUUAUUGCUGAUUGUCCAAUUUUCACGAAUGAAUGUGGGAAUGAAAGUUUAGAUAAUAGCUUAUUGGACGAUACAGAUUGCAUUGGAAAGCAAUUAAAUCAGCAGCAAAUAAAUGAGACAAUUAAUGACUUGCCAACAUUACAUGAAGAAGACGAAAAUACUAAAUCACAGCAUUUAUCAGAUUGUAAGGAACUCGAUGAGACUGAUUAUCAAGGAAAUAAGAAAGACGGAGUGAUAUUAAAGAAGGAACAAAAUAAAGAAUUUUCAAAUUUGACACAAAUCUCGCCGAUUCCAAAAGAAUCGAUUCAAGAGAAUGUCGAAAGGACAGCAACAAAACGUCAAAGGAUUGAAGAAGAUGUUUUUGAUAAUAUAUCAAUUGACUCAACAUCCAUUUCGUUGUCCACUAAGAAGCCUAAACUAAUGAGAACUGCAUCAUUGACUAAAAAUUUACGUAAAAGCUUAAGUUUUGGAAUCAUGAAGACGCCAAUCAAUAAUAUGUUUGGAAAAUCACGUAGAAAUUCUGUUGAUCAAGAUAUUUCUGCAUCAGCUUCGAUGAUAAGCAUGGAAAGUACGUUUAAUGAAACCAUCACAAAACCAAUUAAAGAGAAAUUCCGUCGCAUGCGAGAUAAAGCUUCGAGAAUGAUGAAACGAGAUCACGACACGCCAAAAAGUCUCAAAAAAGAUCGAUCAUUUCAUUUUGGAACAGACACAGCUAAUGAGUCGAUCAAGAGUUCUUAUUUUAUGAAUAUGUCAGUAUCAGGUCAUAUUAUGAAGACACCAGAAAAAGGACAAAUGUCAGCAGAGCCUAAAACACCUAGAUUUCUGUCAGACUUUCAAAUUCCUAAAGAUAAAAAUUUUGCAUACGAUAUGUCCGAGAAGAAUACGGUAGUUGACGAUGAACAAGGAAAAUGUAUGAAUUUAGAGGAUACAAAGUUUUUUGUCUUAAAAGCAGAAUGGUUUUGGACACGUAUUGCUGAAGGAUAUGCACCUGAGGAUGAUUUUCUGUUUAAAGAUUAUAUGAAAAGUAUUAAAGACGAGCAUUGUUCUGAACGUCGUGAUUCACUUAUUAAUAGUAGCUCGAAAGUACAGAGGAAGCGUAAACGUUUAUCAAGGGUUGUAUUAGAGAGCACGCCAGGCAGUGCUAAUAAACGAAAAUCUUCGACAUCUGAUGCUGGAAUUUUAUCAGAUAGCUUGAUUGAUUAUACAGCAAGUCCUGAUAAGAGUGAUUGUGGAAAAUUAAAUGAAAAUAUAUCCACAGAACAAUCAUGCAAGAAAUACUCAAUGAGAAGGAACCAUUUUAUGGAUUUUUAUCAUACAGAAUCAAAUUAUGUUGGAAUAUUGGAAACAAUCAUGAACUUGUUCAAGAAUCCACUGGAAAAAAUGGCAGAUGAGAAUCUAGAUCAUGCUGAUUUAUUAAACAAAUCGGAACUGAAAUCAAUCUUUGGUAACUUCUUUCCAAUUUAUGAGAUCCAUAAGAAAAUGCUUACAAGAAUUCAACAAAUUAAUUCGAAUUGGACAGAAGAUUGUUUAAUCGGUGAGAUAUUAAUGGAGAAUCGUGAUCGUUUGUUAAAGGCAUAUCCACCAUACAUAAAUUUUUUCGAGCAAAUGAAGGCAACAGUUAUUCAAUGUGCACAAAAUAAGCCGCGCUUCCAAGCAUUUUUAAAGAUUAAUCAAUCAAAGCCUGAAUGUGGUCGACAAACAUUACAAGAGCUUAUGAUACGUCCAGUACAACGAUUGCCAAGUAUUAGUUUGCUUCUAAAUGACAUUCUUAAGCAUACACCCAAGACCAAUCCAGAUCAUGCAUCGCUCGUUGAAGCUCUAAAAUCAAUUAAGGAAGUUAUGACAUAUAUCAAUGAAGACAAGAGAAGAACAGAAAGUCAGAAGCAAAUGUUUGAUAUAUUUAAUGAUAUUGAAGGAUGUCCAGCUAUGCUUGUGUCUUCUCAUCGCUCACUCAUCUCAAAAUGUGAAGUCGUUGAACUUGAAGCAUCUGAUAUUCUUAGUGGACGUGGAGAUCACUUGAUAUUAUUCUUGUUUUCGGAUACGCUGGAAAUUUGCAAGAAACGAUCAAAGGCAAAUAAUCUGUCGAAAUCACCAAACAGCACAUAUACUGGGAAACAUAACGGUCCAAAGCCAUACAAACAUAUCAAACUAAUUCCAUUAUCAUUAAUUCGAACGGUUGCUGACAUAUCUGAUAGUAUGAGAGGUUUUGCACUUUCAUAUCGCAGCAGUGCUAAUAUCCAUGAUUCUAGUAAAGACAAAAUUUGUGCUUUUAAUAUCGCUGACGAAGAAAUUGAAAAGACAAUGUAUAUUAAAAACUUUUGCAAGCAAAUGGCUGAAAAUGCAUGUAAAACAGACUCCAAUGAGUUUCGCGUAACCGUGACGAGUGAUGAAGUCAAUAUUGACACAUCGGAAGUAAAUUUAGGAACUCUAUCGAAAGCUUUUAGACUAGCGACUCGGACAAAACUUAAAGUCGGACGAGCAUUUUCUUUUAACAAAACACCAUCACGCAAAAGAAAUGUCCCUUUAUCUCCAUUUGGAAGUAACAUUUCUCUCACGCCAACAAUAUCCAAUAUGCAUCAACUGAAGCUACAAUCAUCUCUUAAUUUGAAUGAUAUCGUGCCGCUAUCAGAACAAAAUAUGAGACGAAACCAAAACUCGAUGGAUUGUGAAGAGUCGUAAAACAACUUGUUAAGAACAAAAAGAAAACAAAAUCUCAAUUUUUAAAGAUUAAUUGAAAGAUAUUUGUUAAUCCAUAAGAUUAAAACAAUCAAAUGCUGCCUAAUCAAUGUAUGUAUUAUUGAAAGAUUUAUAUAUCCAAUUGCCUGUAUUGUGAAGAUGUUGUCUAAAAGAAACUUGUAAAAAGAAUCGAGAGAGGAAAUAUAUAUUUAAUAACGAACCAUAUUUUAUAUUCUAUCUGUAAUAUAAGAAAAGCAUUAAUAAAUUAACUUUUAAGAUCAAG
Molecule: messenger RNA, 3735 nt
Organism: Chironomus riparius
Lineage: Eukaryota; Metazoa; Arthropoda; Insecta; Diptera; Chironomidae
Source: the annotation of a GenBank genome assembly